Molecule: messenger RNA, 1594 nt
Organism: Amoebophrya sp. A120
Lineage: Eukaryota; Dinophyceae; Syndiniales; Amoebophryaceae
Source: the annotation of a GenBank genome assembly
GCUGCAGCAAGAGGGGAACCAGCCACUGGUCGUCGUGCAGCCAGGAGGUGCGAACCCCAGGCAGAUGCCUCCGCAACAGGCUGCGGCUGCCGCGGCCGCGACAGGGUACAAUUAUGUACAAGGAGUUGUACCGCCACAGAAUAAUGUUGUGGGGUAUACUAGCCCGCAGCAGCAGGCGGGAGGCCAGACUGGAUACUACAACUCCCCGACGAAGAACUACCCGUAUGCAACCUACCAGCAGGAGGGAGACCCAGGACUCACGCAGCAGAUAUCCAGGAAAAAACACCAAUCCCCAUCCAUUUUUUACAUGACAAAUAGUGGACUUUAUGCAUGUUUUGCAUGACAAAUUGGAUGGGGAUGGGUGUUUUUUCCUGGAUAGUAGAUGAUGGCUCCCUACUAUCCGCAGGGUCCUCGUGGACAGCCGCAGGAUACGCAACAGCAGCAGUACCUGGCUGGUGGCCCCGUGUUGUAUCAGGAAAACGGGCCUCAGUACUACACCCCUGGACCAGCGCAGCAGCAGCAGCAGCAACAGCAGCAGCAACAGCAGCCGCCGCCGUCAAACUUACCUGCUGGCCCUGGAACGGCCGCCGGUGCGACAGCACCCGCCGUGACUGCCAGCGUGCCGACGUUUCUGUACAAUGCCCAGCCGCAGCAAUCCUUCAUAGCGCCGAUGGAUCAACAGACCCCUGCAGCAGGCGUAACGCCUAUGCAGGAGUUUCAGCCUCAGAAUACGGCGCAGCUGGCGGGAGGUGGAUCGCAGGACGCAUCGCAAACUGCCGUAUCCACGCAACAAGAGCUGCACCAGACGAGCACUUCUACUGCGCAACCAAAGGAGCCGGCCGCGACGGCCUCCUCUUCUGCUCAUGCCGGCAAGAGCUCUGCGGAUCAUGGCAAUUCAAAUUCCGUUUCUCUCACGGAAACUGGUCGACAGGAGGAAGAACAGAGCGGCCCUGCUGGUUCUUCGAAGGUGCCGGCACAAGUCGUACAGGCCGGCCUGAACCUGGCCGUGCAGUCCUACCAGGAUGUGGCUGCCGCGCAGGUUCUCACCAUCACGGUGGCCGCAAGACUGGACAUCAACGUCGCGAACACUCUAUGCCUUGCAAAAGUGAAGUAUCGUUCUAGAAGUGGAGGUCGUAGCAAGUGCAAUAGUACAAAUGGGCUGAGCAUGAGAUUUGGUACUUGUCAUGUCGAUUUAGCUCGGGACGACGAUUUGUAUUGCAUUCUUCCUUGUGAGGAUCAGUACGAGUACGAUACUUUUGCACAGAAUAAACCCAGUUGAAGACCUUCGAGGAGGCAUGGCCGUGGACCGGACUUUCCGAUAACGACAUGGACUAUUUUCUGCAACUUCUGGCCGCCAACCUGCUCCGUUCCGGCUUGACGCACAUUCGCGUCGCCAACCCCUUUCGCUCCUUCCCGGGACCGGCGACCCAGGGGCAGGGAGGUGCGAGUAGCAGUACUACAACUGCGACCUUCAAGGUAACUGGAGGCGAAAAUGGCGCUGUCGGCGGAACAAACAAGAAGAAUUCCGGCGGAGGUGGUCCAGAUCCGAUCAUCCUACUGCCACCGUUGAAGCCGCCGCCCCCCGCGCCCGCAC